AUGAUCCGCGAAGUGUGGCGCAUCGAGUUGGGCGUUGGCGUAGGACCCUUCCGUCUUGGUGCCAGCAUUGCUGAGGCAUUACAUGCGCUUAAGACUCGUCUACCUGUACAUCCUUUUGAGAUCUCGUACAAUGCUGUGGAUCCCUAUAAGCGCGACGUUGUCGUGGAUUCCGCCGAGGAUGGAUUUAGACUGCACUUUGAUUCUAUACGACAGACGCUCAAGUCAAUCGAGUUUUACAAUGUGAACCGCGUUGCGCUAAAAUUCGGUCGUGUUGUGAUCUUUGGCGGUGACAUUGCUGCCACUUUCAUGUCUGUGUAUAAUCUGUUUGGACCGACGUUCCCAGGCCACUACGAUGCUGCUGAGCAGAGCUAUAUAUUGGGCUACCAAGGUGGUUGCGUCAAGUUUCCAAUUCCAGCUGAGUACCGUAAUUUGUACGAGAACGGUACGGACUUGCCUCUGGAAUUUCCGAACGGUGCCACUCCAGCUGCUACUGGGCUCACGGUCUUUAUGGGUGGAGAUUAUUGGUCUCCUGGACUUCCAGCUCCAACGAAAAAAUACUACUUUGAAGAAAUUGAAGUCGAUGUUGGUAAAAAGCACACAUCGCUUGUUUUUACUGGCCGCAAACAGCGCAUUCAGCUUGGGUGGUCGCCUCAGGAGGUGAUAAGCGAGAUAGGUGUACCAGUCUCUGUGUUUCGAAGGGCGGAAGACCCCAACGAUGGGGCCACCGUUGCUGGAGGUCUCGUCAGCGACUAUUUUCACAACUACCCUCACCUAGGGCUGGACGUAUUAUACGAUUCAAUGCAUCGUGCCUCAAAGGUGAUUCUGAAGACCAACGCACUCGGACAUCCGGAUUUCGGCGCCUACAACAAGUGCAAUUUUCAGCUCAAUUUCCAAUCCGCAGAGAUGCCAACGAAAAUCAGCUCAAAAAUCACGCCUGAAACUCCGUGGAAGGAUAUUCGCUUGGUAUUUGGAAGAGUGUCAGACUUGCGGCCCAUCGUCCACGAUAACGGUUUGGGCCUUCACCCGUUUGGUUCAAGCUUGUGUUACUCGCCAACACCAGGGUGCAUCUUUGAAGUGAUGAAGAACGGUUUCAUUGCGAGUGUUACACUCACAUCCUCGAGCUAA
Peronospora farinosa is the source of this 1125-nucleotide messenger RNA. Lineage: Eukaryota; Oomycota; Peronosporomycetes; Peronosporales; Peronosporaceae. The record is from the annotation of a GenBank genome assembly.